Molecule: messenger RNA, 1566 nt
Organism: Lactuca virosa
Lineage: Eukaryota; Viridiplantae; Streptophyta; Magnoliopsida; Asterales; Asteraceae
Source: the annotation of a GenBank genome assembly
AUUAUCCAUCGAUAAAUACAGUCCCUUCAUUCAUCAUCAACAAGACUCGUAAGUCAAAAGUCAAAAUCAAUUACAAUUUCUCUUUGACUCACCUGCUAUCACUUGGUAUCAUAACUUGAACCUAUAAACAGAGUGUGUAUCUAUCUUCAUGUUAGGUAAAAGAAAAGCGCCCUACCACCUCUAGAAAUGGAGCUAAGUUUUAGUAUGAUCAACACAGUGCUAUGUGUUGUUGGAGUGAUAGUGAUGAUAUACGGGUGGAGAUUUUUCAACUGGAUCUGGUUGAAGCCGAAAAAGAUGGACAAGUUCCUUAGAAAACAAGGUUUGAACGGAACUCCCUACAAAUUUCUAUACGGAGACAUAAAAGAGAUGGUGCAGAUGACCGCUGUUGCCAAAUCGAAACCCAUAAAUCUCAACGAUGAUAUCGUCCCACGUGUCAUGCCAUUUCUGUACAACUCCGCGAAGACUUAUGGUAAAGGAAAGAAUUUCUUUACAUGGAUGGGUCCACGACCUUUGGUCCACGUCACAGAACCGGCACUAAUACAAGAGAUUUUGGCCAAUUAUUCUCAGUUUUUAAAGAAAAGAGGAGGAAAUCCAUUAAGAAAUAUUCUAGCAAGAGGGCUAGCAAAUGUUGAGGCUGAUCAAUGGGCAAAACAUAGAAAGAUAAUCAAUCCUGCUUUCCAUGUCGAAAAGCUCAAGCAUAUGUUACCUGCUUUUUACGUUAGCUGUAGUGAGAUGAUCAACAAAUUGGAAGAAUUAACAAAAGAAAGAUCGAGUGAAGUUGAUGUUUACCCCCAUCUCCAAACAUUUACUAGUGAUGUAAUAUCACGUACAGCAUUUGGUAGCAGCUAUCAGGAAGGAAGAAAAAUAUUUGAACUUCAAAAAGAACAAGCAGUGUUAGUUAUUAAGGCUACACAAUCAGUGUAUAUUCCAGGAUCAAGAUUUUUGCCUACAAAGAGCAAUAGAAGGAUGAUAGAGAUUGACCGAGAAAUAAAGGGAUCAAUAAAGAACAUUAUUAGUAAACGAGUGGUAGCAAUGAAAGCUGGGGAAAGUAGUAGCGAUGAUUUAUUGGGCAUAUUAUUGGAUUCGAACUACAAAGAGAUCAAACAACAAGGGGAUAAAAAUUUUGGGUUGAGUAUUGAUGAAGUCAUCGAAGAGUGCAAACUCUUUUAUUUUGCAGGACAAGAAACUACUGCAAACUUGCUUAUUUGGACAAUGAUUUUGUUAGGUCAACAUACAAAUUGGCAAGAUCGUGCUAGAGAUGAAGUUUUAAAGGUGCUUGGAGAAAGAAAACCAGAUUUUGAUGGAUUAAGUCACCUAAAAAUUCCUGAGAGAUUUGCAGAAGGUGUGUCAAAGGCAACAAAUGAACAAGCAUCAUACUUCCCUUUUGGAGGGGGUCCACGUAUAUGUAUCGGGCAAAACUUUGCUAUGUUGGAAGCAAAAUUGGCACUUGUUAUGAUUUUAAGAAGCUUCUCGUUCGAGCUUUCCUCAUCAUAUGUGCAUGCUCCACAUACUAUCAUCACUUUGCAACCUCAGUUUGGUGCUCAACUGACUUUGCACAAACUUUAG